CAUCCUCCCCGGUGUGUGUGAGUGUCUGUCUGCGAUGGCGGCUCGCGCUCCAUCCAGCCUGCUCCUUGUCGUCAGCAGCACGAGCCAGAACCGGACCGCCGACCCGAAGCCAGCACAGAGCGCGCUGCAGGACCUGCACAGAGGAAUCCGCUCGUGGGAUGUGGAUCUGAGUCUGUGUAAUCUGGACGAACAGCUGAAGCUCUUUGUUACUCAGCGUUCAUCUCAAGGCUCCGCGGACGUUAAAGGUCAGCGGAUAUUUCACUCCUCUACACAUGUUCUCAGCUCCAGGGUUCUGAUCAAUCCCUCAGAGGAGCUUCUGUACUCAGAGAUACGCAGCCUGAUACGGGACUCGAGUCAGCACAAGCUGCUCGUGCUUGCAGGACAGUCGCUGGAGGACACUGGGGACAUCAUCCUGCAAACUGGACACUUCAGUCCAAACCACUUCUCUCAGAUCUUUGAGGAUGAGGAGAUCCAGUCAGUACUGAAUGCUGCGAGUGCACAUGGAAAACCAAGCCUGACCCUCAGCUGUCCAAAGACUGGAAAAUGGAAGAACUCUGUGCUUGGGAAGCACAACAUUCAAGAUUUGAUAGACAUUAAGGUAAACCCUCUAAUGGUGCUCCCCAAAAUGGAAGGCCUUCAGGAGUUUACGGAUGAUCUCGCCCAGACUCUUGAACUAAUGUCGCCAUUUGACCUUUUGGAGCCUCCAAGCACGGUGGGCUUCCUCAAGCUUUGCCGUCCCUGCUGCUACAUCUUUCCAGGUGGGAGGGGGGACUGUGCCUUCUUUGCAGUCAAUGGAUUCAACGUUCUGGUCAAUGGCGGGGCUGAUGAACGCUCUUGCUUUUGGAAGUUGGUGAGGCAUCUGGACCGUGUUGAUUCUGUUCUGCUCACUCAUGCUGGGACAGAUAAUUUGCCAGGGAUUAACAGUCUAUUUGAAAGGAAGGUUGCAGAACUUGAGGAAGAUGAUUCCUCGAACUCGAAUAAGAAAGAGAAAUGGCUUAAAAAUUUAAUAUCUCCAGAGCUGGGCGUGGUGUUCUUCAAUGCACCAAACAGGCUGAAAAAACUUCAAGGUGACCCAAAUGUGCUAAGAAGUAGCGAUCAAGCAGCUCUAACUCUACGGCAUCUGGAGAAGCUUAAGAUAUCCCCAGAACCGCUACUUCGCAACUCAAAUGGUUCUAUAGAGCCAGUUGUUUUGUUUCAGAAGAUGGGAGUUGGGUGUCUUGAGUUAUAUGUCCUUAACCCAAUAAAACGCAGCAAAGAGUUUGAGGCGUUCAUGCACAGCUGGCCUGAGAGUAGCUCCAAUCCCAAAGGCUCAGAGAUUCCAUUAACCUGUCUAGUUUCUAUCUGUGCUUUACUUGUGUGGCAUCCGGCCAGCCCACAUGAAAAAAUAAUCCGAGUACUCUUCCCUGGUUCCUCACCACAGGCAAAGAUAUUGGAGGGUCUAGAGAAGUUGAAACACCUAGAGUUUCUCAAGCGACCUGUAGUGUGCUCGAAAGACAUUGAAUCAUCAAAGUCAGAAAAGAACCCAAAACGUGCAGAGAGCCAAGAUAGCCUCAAAUCCAACACAAAGGAAUCUCGAACAGGGACACCAAGUGCAGCUCCAAAGGAGAGAUCAGCUCGUGGGUAUCUAGACCCAAAGGACAAGACCAAAGUUGUGAAUGGAAGUGACUCUACAGGCGAAGAAAGGCUGAAGUCUGUGGAAAACUAUGGCAAACUAAAACCCUCCAAGCCUGUUGCAAGGAAGGAGUCUCUUAGAGAUAAUAAAAAAGAUGAAAGGGGUAGUGCAUUGGUAACAAAGAAACAAGAAAAUGGGCAAAGGAAAAUGUCUGGGAAAAAAGAUUCGCCUGUUAACAAACCAAAGGCAGACUUAAAGCCUGAACAUAAAAAAGAUGAAAAAAAUGAAGAUAAAAAGACAAGUUUGGCAGGAAAAGAUGUGAAGAAAGCCCCUUCAACAUCUGUGGUCCCUCCUUCAGAUGCAAGUAAGUCUGCAAGUGCAAAGAAAAUUGAAACAAAAGAAAACAAAGGGGCAGAAAGUAAGAUAAAAAGCAACAAAUCUAACAAGGAACAGCAGAACCAGAAGCUAUCAGGUGAUGUGGAGGAUUCAAAUCACUCCAUAAUUUCUUCACCUGAAGAUAUGACAUCAGAGUUUCUGGAAUUGGAGCGAGAGCAGGAACAUGAUGUUUCUGUAAGUAAAAUCUUGGACCAACACUCUGGGACAGGUUCAGGAAAUGGAGAUGAUCUGAAGAAUGACCAUGGCAAUCCUGAGAGGGCAGAUUCUCGAGAAGCUGUACCCAAUCCAAGCAAGGCCAUUGAUCCUUCUGCCUACUUUGUCAAGAAUACAAAAAGCGAACGUAGUGUAAAUUUGGACCUCACACCAACGGAGUAUACCCUACUUGAUGGCGCUUUUAAAGACAAUCUGUCCAAAUGUGUUCAGGAUGAAGUCUGCAUCAGCCCUGAUGAAAAGACUUUGGAGUUGAGUUCUCCUAGAUCUGGCCCGAAUAGUGCUGGCCAUACGCCCUAUCAUCUGUCCCCUGAGGAGACUUGGGCAUCUAGGGACCACAGCAGUCUGGGAGCCAAGAUGUGCCUUGGAUCAGAGAGUCAGCAGGUAGGAGGAUCCUGCAAGAAUUCAGAGUCUGGAUGUGCCAAGAGUAAUCAAGAGAGCACCUCUGCCUCAUCCAAAGAAAAACACUCCAGUUUCCUAUCCCUGAGUUCUUUCAAGGACAAUAUGCCUGAUAUAUCUCCUACUGUGACCACCCACUCAAUGCCAGCAGAAGUUAGCUCACCACAGUCCACUGAAGUUGAUGAGUCUUUGUCAAUGUCCUUUGAGCAAGUCCUUCCCACAGUCAGUGAAUCCACCAAUGAGGAUGAAACGUCUUACUCAAACGGUCAGUAUGUAGAUUCUGAUUUCAAGGUAGGAAUGUCCCUGUCCUUAAAAAUGGCCCACACCAAGAGAGUUAUGAACGAUGGCUUGGAUGGACGUCCUCCUGGACCUCAGGGCCUGAUGUUUGAUGCUGGUGCCCAUGAUGUUGACCUUUGUCUGGUGUCUCCAUGCGAGUUCAAACAUUUCAAAUCUGCAGGGAUUCAACAGCAUCCAUUGUCUCCGGGACUUACCACAACCAGCAGCCCUCAAGACCUCUCAGAUGAUAGUGAUCAUUCCCAGGAUGUGGCAAAACCCUUACCACAAGUAUAUUCAAACAGCAAGUCCACUCACCUAGCCCAGGAAACUCCUUUGACUUCUGUUAGUGACUACUUCCCCAAUGCCUCAGAUUUGGAUAUUCAUCCUGGAGUGGAGGAAUGCCCCUCCAUCACUGCAGAUGGUGCAUUAGAUUCUGAUGAGGAAGCUGGGAUGCAUUUCUCCUCUCAGAACCCUACCGAUGGUCACAGGACAAACAAUACCCCACCUCAAGAUCCUUUGCCAGUCCCUGUGAAGGACUUGCCUCCCCUUCCACCCCAGCCUGGGGCCUGCAUGCCUGAUAUGGGGAAAGUCAAAGUUGGUGCGACUAAGAGCAAAAAGAUGACAGGGGUUAUCUCGUCCACCAGCUCAGUGCAAAACAGCAAAAUUAAGACUGGAAAUCAAAGCGGAUCAGCUGGUAGUCUGAGAUCAAGCUCCACUGUAGACAGUUCUGCAUCACGCUCUGCUCAUUCUGCUCCAAAAAGACUGAGCGCAUCCGCAGGAAACAAGGGCAGUUUGUCAGUAUAUCUGGACCUGGCAUAUCUCCCGUCUGGCUAUGCAGCUUCCACUAUUGACCUUGAGUUCUUCUGCCGCUUGCGAUCCUCCUGUUACAUCAUAAGUGGGGACGACACUAUUAAAGAAUCCAUGAUGAGGCCCAUCCUGGAUGCCUUACUGGAUGGAAAGUCCUUAUGGCCUGAGCAUGUGCCGGUGACGUUGAUUCCCACAUUUGAGUCGGUUAUGAUGCAUGAGUGGUACCAGCAGACCCAAGAGAAGCAGCGGCAGUUGGGCAUCACGGUUCUGGGCAGUAACAGCACCGUGGCCAUGCAGGAGGAAACGUUCCCUGCUUGUAAAGUGGAGUUUUGAGACAUGAACAAAACUCCACUCUUGACAUGAGCCUUUACCUUCCCUUUUGAGCACUAACUUCAGCACUUAAACCCACGGAACAUGGAAAAGACCCGUGCCUGCAUGGUUUGAUCACCUGAGCAAUGAACGUAGAUUUGUAAUCUUGGUAAUUAAUACUGGACUUGAGCUGUCUCUCAAAUAGAGUACUUCUGUAGUGUACUGGCCACUUGUAGUGCGAGUAGUGUGUUCACACUGGAAAACAGCAGGAUGCUACACCAGAUCUGCCAAAAAAUGAGGUUUUCGCUCUUCUGCAACUACGCAGAAGGCUGUAGGAAUGGAAAGCUGUAGGAUUUAGAGUGGCCAUCAAAACUAACGGAGGAGCCUCAGUAGAUGUUCUAGAGGAGGAACCAUCAGAAGAGUAGUCAGAGGAAGCUGUAGGAAGGGAAGGGGGCUUCAGAGAAAGUGGUAGAAAGAGGAGGAACCUUUAGAGGAAGCGGUUAUAUGAGGUUAUUUCAAUUACUCUGAGUUAUUUGUCAUUUCCAAAAUGCUAGUGUUUGAUUUAGGGUGAUCAGCCGCUCCACCCCUCAAAAAUCCAGGUUCUAGAUGCACUAGUGCAUAGCAUGAAAAUGUUUAAGAAUAUAAUAGUACCCGAUUUGAGACGCAGCAAUUUUGCAUUGCUUCAGCAGAGGCAAUGCGGUAAAUAAUUUGCUCAUCAGUCCAAGAUCAUAUAAAUAUAUACACAUUUGAUUUAUGUUGUUAAAAUAUUGUAUGUAAGGUAAAUUCACAGUACAAGUUGCAUGCAUCAUUUCAUCUCUGAUAAUUGAUUACGCUUCCCCCUGCUUUGCCUUUAAAAUAAUGCCAAUCCUGUGAGGUAAGGAUUACACCAGCCUCUCUGAAUGAGCUCCUGUCUAUUCUACUCCACUCUUCCACUGAGUUGGUGCACAUUUCAGCCAGAAUUCCUGUCCGCCUAUUUUCUUUUAUUUUAUUUGUUUUAUUUUUACCCAAUUUUCUCCCCAAUUUAGUUGUUUCCAAUUCCACCCCCCAAUCACACGAUGCCAUCAAUGCUAGGAGGGUGAAGGCCGCACAGGCUUCCUCUGAGACCUGUGAAACCAGCCACCGCAUCUUUUCGAACUGCCAUUCACGCAACGUCACUGGACAGCCGAACGUGCUUGGAGGAAAGAGCCAACCUCCAGAUCUGUUAUGUCAGCCCACGCCUGCACUGACCAGCAUCACGUUGAGUGAUGGGGGAGACGGGGGGGCCAUUCUACCCACCCAGAGAGAGCAAGGCCAAUUGUGUUUCCCGGGCAUCACCAGGGCUCGAACUUGCAAUCUCCUAAUGAUACGGCCCACACUUAGACAGUUGUGCCACUCGGGAGCCCCCUGUCUGUCUAUUUUCUGAUGUUCCAGAUUGAGAAUUGGGAUUGGGGUCUGGUGAUGUUGCUGGUCAGUGACACUGUCCCAGUGUUGCAUCAUGUCUGUUGAGCUAGUCACCUACAGUCGUCCAGUAGGAAACCAUGCCUGAGGUCCUAACCAAUGGGAGAGCUUGCUUGGCUGUGUUUACCUAGAUAUCACAGAGAAAACAAUCCUGACUGGAUCGUUUUCCAUUGGGCAUUUGAAGAUUUUAACCAGUGUCGGAGUGGGAAAUCAUAGCCAUUGCUUCUCCUGCUUUUCCCCUUUUCCCUAUCUUAUACUAUUGGUCAAAUCGCAUUCUCUGCUGUUACUGUUUGCUGUCUGGUGUGGACCAGAGGAGGAUGGGUUCCCCUUUUGAGUCUUAGUUCCUCUCAGGGUUUCUUCCUCUUGCUGCGGCGAUGCACAUGGGGGCUCGUCUGUUGUAAAAGCGCUAUAUAGAUGGAUUUUGACUGCUCACUUACUGUGAGCUAAUGAAUAAACUGACAGAUUUAAGCCCCCAAACCCCCAGACAAACUAUAAACUUUACACCCAAGUGUGUAUCUGUAGUAAUUUAGGGUUAAACCAGUGGCCCAACCCUCAAGCAGUUCAGCCCCCAGUUCCGUUUGCUGAUUGUAAUUCGUACAGUGGAGAAAGAUCCGAUGAAGUUGAAGUUAUCAAAUUAUAUACCGCUUACAUUCAGAUGCCUGAUUGGGCAUUAGCGUGUAACUGGGGCACUGUUUAAGGUGGAAUGGAAACACCAAUAGGAAGCUAACAUCAGCCUUGAGGGCUCCAGUUAAGCGUGAUGAUGUGGUGCUGCUAGCACGACAGCUCCCCUGAGUUUAUUACUGCGUUUGCAGUUUUCCUACAUGUGUUAUGUGAAGAUGGACAGAACUGCAGGUAUGAUAAAGCCAGUUAAGGAGGAUGAGCAGGUGGGCAGUGAGAAACGCUAACAGGACGUUAAGCUGAGAUGAUUAUGUCACAUUUCGCUUUCAUCCGUUUUCUUUUCGUCACUAGCCACCUUGUUUAUCUCAGUAUGUAAAUAAUAAAUAAGAGGUAUGAGGAAGAAAAGUGUCUUUAGCAGGAGAAAUACAGGUGGGCUGGUCCACAUGUGCCUCCUGGUCUGAAAACAAGUCCCCCUCCGGCCUGAUUUUAACCCUUUUUCUUCCCAAUGAAAGUUAGCCAGGGCGUAAUAGAAUUGAUACAGAAUCUAUUUUAAUUAAGGCGAGGGGAUGCACGCUCCCAAAAAUGAUGUCUGAAAUUUACUUAAAAUCUCAUCUAUAUAUGUAAUAUUUCUCAUUUGGAGAUGUUAUAGGGAUAUGGAAUAUCAUGGAAUGAUUGCAAAAAAAAUCUCAAAACAGGUAAAAAAUGUCUAGAAAUACUUUAGAUAAUUUUAAUAUCGCAAUUUGAAAUAUUGCACAUAUAGACUUGCUUAAAGCUAAUUUUGCUUGCUGAGAUCGUUUUGUGCAGUGCAUAAUCAGAUAUCAGACAGUAAGUGAUGUGCGGGACUUAUUUGAGGUUGCAACUGUGCAGAAUGUUAAAUAUCUCACAACAUGGUUAAUUUCUCCACAUGCAGCUUUGUGCAUGUCGUUUUUUGUUAAAUGUGUUUUCUGUUUUGGAGGAAGCUUCGUUGAUUUUGGAGGAAGCUUUGUUGGUUUUGGAGGAAGCUUCGUUGAUUUUGGAGGAAGCUUCGUUGAUUUUGGAGGAAGCUUCAUUGAUUUUGGAGGAAGCUUCGUUAAUUUUGGAGGAAGCUUCGUUAAUUUUGGAGGAAGCUUCGUUGAUUUUGGAGGAAGCUUCAUUGAUUUUGGAGGAAGCUUCAUUGAUUUUGGAGGAAGCUUCGUUAAUUUUGGAGGAAGCUUUGUUGGUUUCAGAAAAAAAUGUGAAAAAAAUCUUGCCACAGCAAUUCGGCACAAACAAAACGAUUUAGAUUUUAUAGAGCCGAAGUUAAGAAGCAUAACUGUGUUAAGACGACAUGCAUGUUUGUAUAAACUAAAGAAUGUAUGUAUCAGGAUAUGUACUGUAUAUAUAUGUGAUGCCAUUCGACUGAAUAAUGUGACUCCAGUCAGGAGGCUUUGACCCAUUUUCUCAGAACUAAAUUGCAAAUUCAGAAAUGUAAUUAUUCAUAUCAAGCCUCAGAGAGUCUGAGAACUUUCAGAUCUUCUGAGAACAGGUUUAUUAGGUUGUUACACACUUCAUGUCAGUAGUGCUGGGUGUUAUUUGCUCUGAAGCGUCCUGAUUGGACGCAGCUCAGGUGUAAAAGGACAUAAAUUAGAUGGUUGAUUUUCAUAUUAGAUCGUACUUCAUUUAAAGUGCUGCCGACGUUCAGCCCACAGUGCAUGGAGACUGUUAUGAACCACCAAUAUCAACUAAACUGUUAACAGGUGUACGGCCUGCAGGACCCCAUGGGAAGACGAGUCAACUCAGUCUUAGUUUGACCAUACAGAACCAAAAGCAUUGAUAACAUAUCUUUUCAUCAUUGUUGCUUCUGCUGUGGGUCAUUUACUGUCCCAUUACUAACCCUAACCCUAAAUCUGGAGACCCCACUCAUGGUUUUGAUAAUCAGCCGAUGACUUGAAGGAGUGAUUGAAGGGAAAAUGUACUACAAUGUGCAGAAUUUCUUAUGUAGGAGUAAAACAGCUCAACACUCCGAAAAAUAAAGGUACCAGAAAGGGUUCUCUGGAGCAGCGCCAUAGAACAGGGUCUUUAAAUACGGACCCUGAAGAGAUUCCGGUCCUGGAUUCUGUAAUUGCUGGAAAGUAAGACUCUAAGUGGCCAUUAGUGACCAGUUUAAUUAUAAAGUCUAGAUUUUAAAAACUUGCCAUAGAAGAACCACUUUUGGUUCUCUUAAGCAGGAGUUCCCAACCUUUUCACAACACAGGCCACAAUGUUUUAGUCGGGGUUGGUGUUUGGGUGGUGGAGUAGGGGUGGGGGGCGUGGCUGGGGGGCGUGGCUGGGUGACAUGCGGAGCACAUAAUUGGCCUGUGUUUUGUUUUUGAGUGUAUUUAAACAAAAUGAUCCGUAGCAGAACCGUCUGCCGAUCUGCCGGUUUAUCUGUUAAUAAUGUGAUUUUUCAGCUUUGCUGCAUUUAUUUGAUCUGUAAACGACACUUUUAUACAUGAAAACGCAGAAAUAGAGAUGAAAGUCACACGUCAGUCAGUCCUUCUUAAGCAAACCAAUGAUAAGCUUUAGGAAAAACAUUUUGUAGAGUGGGUUGUGCUUCGGCCCCCUUUCCCAGACUCAAUUUCAACCUAAUCUUACAUAGUGCAGCUUUAUAGAAGCCCUUUUGUAGAUGAACCUUCUUCAAAGGUUCUUCACCAUUUAAAGGUUUUCCCAGGAACUGUUGAGGAACCUUUAUUUUUGUGAGUGAGCGGUUAUAGCCUGGACUCCACUGGCUCUGCUGGUUUGAGAUCUGUCCUCCGGCAGUGACCCAUGCCGCUGUGUCCGCGCUCGCUCUGAUUGUUCGUGAUGUGUCCGCCGCUGUGUGACUGUUUAAGCGGAGGCUUUAUGAAGAGGGAAGCUAUGCAGGGCAUCUAAACUCCUGUGUUGCUGCACUGUAGACUAGAGGAUCGUCUGUAAUGUAACACGCACAUGACAUGAGUUUGUUAUUAAAACGUUCAGCUCAAACACGUCUGACUUCA
Molecule: messenger RNA, 9036 nt
Organism: Pygocentrus nattereri (red-bellied piranha)
Lineage: Eukaryota; Metazoa; Chordata; Actinopteri; Characiformes; Serrasalmidae
Gene: map1sb
Product: microtubule-associated protein 1Sb
Exons: 7
Coding region: 35-4033 (1332 amino acids)
Biological process (GO): dendrite development; regulation of microtubule depolymerization; microtubule cytoskeleton organization
Cellular component (GO): synapse; neuronal cell body; cytosol
Molecular function (GO): microtubule binding; actin binding
Source: RefSeq, a predicted model, not a curated record